AUGACGCCUGACCUACUGAACUUCAAAAAGGGAUGGAUGUCGAAACUGGACAACAGUGGAGAGUGGAAGAAGCACUGGUUUGUUUUGACUGAUGCAGGACUCAAGUAUUAUAGAGACUCCACUGCAGAGGAGAAAGAUGACUUGGACGGAGAGAUCGACCUCAAAUCAUGCACCAAAGUCUCAGAGCUGAAUGUGGAGAAAAACUAUGGUUUUCAGAUUCAUACGCGAGAGGCGGUGUUCACGCUGUCGGCCAUGACAGCUGGUAUCAGAAGGAACUGGAUAGAGGUCUUAAAGAAAUGUGUCCAACCCAGCAGCUCACCAGACCUUACCCAAUUGCCAGAUGGCCACAGCGACAAAGAGAACUCCCAUGUCCGCUUUUCUCGUCAGUCAUCAGAACAUUCAUCCCACACAUCCCAGCGGAGGUUUGACUAUGUUGAGCUAUCACCUGUCCCAAACUACUCUCCCCCGCCGUCCAACCAGAGGGAAGCUGGUGAGGGCCAGGGCCGCGAGCAGAGCCAAUGGCAGGAGGAGAAAAAUACAAGCAGCCAAUGGGAAGCGCUACUUUCCAGAAGGACUCCUGGUGGAGGAGUGAACCACAGACUUCACAAAGAGGAGGACAUAGAAAGAAAAUGGGCAGAGUUUGAGCGUCUGCCGCUAAAAGACAUGAGCUCUUUGAAAGCAAUGGGAUCACGGCCUUCUAGCCAGUCAGCCAAUGAGGCGCUGCAGAGGGAGGUGGCGUCACUGAGGCAGCAGCUGGGCAGUCUACAGGGGGGAGGGAAUGGUGGGGGAGGGCAGGGGAAGAGCUGUGGUCCUGAGGCUCCGUGUGGCCGCAGCCUGUCUGCGAUGGAGCGGGCUCAUCGACAGGCCCUGGACGAACUGACGAGGCAACACGAGAGGCAAAUCGGAGAGAUGCAGUUGGAGAAGGACAGACUUCUGCUGGAGGAGACCCAGGCCACGGCACAAGUUAUUAAGACUUUGAAAAAGAACCACAAAGAAGAGGUGGAGAGGGAGGUAGAGAGGGUCAAGAGACUAAACUGUGCUGCCAACUCUCAGACGCUACAAGCACAACUUGAGGUAGAAUUGCAGGCCUUGCAGAGAGAGUUGGCCGGUCUGUCAGAGCGCUACUCACAAAAGUGUCUGGAGCUAAACCGAACUGAGCAGGACAAUGCUCAGAGAGAAAGGGAAAUCAGUCGCAAGGAACAAGACAUGAAACAGUUGAGAAAAGAGAACCAGGACUUAAAAAGCCGGAUAGCUGAGGAGAUUAGUCGAGCACAAACCACUGUUACACAGCGGAGCUCAGAGGACACCAGUAGGACGUCGUGUGAACUAGAGGUUCUUCUCAGAGUGAAGGAAAGUGAGAUUGAAUACUUGCAUAAAGAGAUCAGCUGUCUAAGAAACGAAGUGCAGUUUCUCAAUACGGAGAAACAUCUGGCAUGUGAGCGAUACUCAGAAAUGCAAGAGGAGUUCAAUGGGCUGAAGGGUCGAAAUGAGCGAGAGGUUCAGGGUCUGAGGGAGCACCUCCGGCUCACAAUGGCUGCCCUUCAGGAGGGACAAAGAUAUCCCCAGGCCUUUUACUGCGGAGCCAAGAAAGGGAGUAAAGCCGAGAGCAUCACUGUGGUGCACUACGCUCACCACGGAUCGGCUAAAACAGUGGCACUACUCUGUAAACUGCUCUCCUCCGGAAACACUGGCUGGACUGUGAUGGCGUCGACAGCCGCGACCCGAGCGGCCGCCGCGGCCAAAGUAGUCAAACCGAUCUUCAGCCGGGACCUGGACGAGGCCAAGCGCAGGGUCCGUGAGCUGUACCGGGCCUGGUACCGAGAGGUCCCGAACACAGUGGCCAUUUAUCAGUUGGAUAUUACAACACGGCAAGGAAGAGACAAAGUGAGGGAGCUCUUCCACAAAAACAAACAUGUGACCGACCCUCGUGUAAUCGACAUGCUGGUGAUUAAGGGUAAAAUGGAGCUUCAGGAAACCAUUCACGUUUGGAAACAGAAAACUCACAUCAUGCGCUUCUUCAGGGAGUCUGAGGAGCCACGGCCCACUGACUUUCUGUCCAAAUUCUACAAGGGACAUGAUCCAUGA
Knipowitschia caucasica is the source of this 2085-nucleotide messenger RNA. The record is from the annotation of a GenBank genome assembly. Lineage: Eukaryota; Metazoa; Chordata; Actinopteri; Gobiiformes; Gobiidae.